AUCGUGUCUUGCUCACUGCGCCAUCACGAUAAAUUCACUCACUAAAGGAACGUCAACGAGAUGAGUCAAUUCAACGACUACUACGGAAACAGUGGUGCUGGAGGUGGAGGUGGAGGUGGUGGAUUCAUGACUGGUGGAUCGCCAUAUGGAAGCGCAAGCGGUAGCCCGGGAGGAGCUAGUCGAAGAACCGAGAUAGCCCACUCCUUACGACCUCUGACUGUACUUCAGCUCCUAAAUGCAACCCAAGCGCAUUCGGACGCGGAGUGGAUGCUGGAUGAUACAGAACUCGGCCAGGUCACCGUCGUCGGCCACGUCGUUUCAAUACAGAGCCAAGCCACCAACAACUUAUACUGGCUCGACGAUGGCACGGGUCGCAUCGAAGCCCGACAUUGGAUUGACUCCUCAAUAGAAGAGAGUGGAACGGGGUCGAGUGCCAUCACUGAGGGAUCAUACGUACGUGUAUCUGGCACGUUGAAAAUGUUUGGCAGCAAGCGAUACGUAAAUGCGACUCAUAUACGGCCAGUCAAGUCGCCUCAUGAGAUAUACUUCCACCUUUUGGAAGCGAUGACGGUCACACUAAUAUGGGCGAAAGGAGCGCCCCCUCGUGCUGGACAAAAUCCAAAAACAAUUCCACAGGCCCAGGCUACCGGACCCCCGGCAGCCGGAGGCUCUGCAUACGCAGUUCAGUCACAUUCCCCGGCUACGAACAACAGCCAAUAUUCCCAUUUGCCGAAGUUGGAAUAUACGAUCAUAACGUUCAUGCUGAACCAACCUUCUAAUGAGGAAGGCGUGCACGUUGGUUCUAUUGCGCGUGCUGUCGGAGGUAAUGCUGUCACAAUCAGUAAUGCUUUAGAUAAACUCAUGGACGACGGCCUCGUCUUUACUACUAUUGACGAUUCGCACUUCAAGGUUGCUGAUUGAUGGACCUACCAUGGUCGUGUACUUCUGACAAUGAAAGUUGCUUGCGAGUACUUAGGUAGUGUUGAAACUGCCGAGACUCUUGUUCGAUUCCUUGAAUCCUGAUUGAUGUAGUCGUUCGUUUUUUUCUUCUGCAAGACAAGUAUCAGUAGUUACCUCAAAAUGGAAGGAUGGUAAACAUUGUUA
This is a messenger RNA of Suillus subalutaceus, 1104 nucleotides long. RefSeq names its product replication protein A subunit RPA32. Bases 61 to 921 code for a protein of 286 amino acids. The transcript has 7 exons. Gene Ontology annotation, cellular component: DNA replication factor A complex; site of double-strand break; chromosome, telomeric region. Gene Ontology annotation, biological process: nucleotide-excision repair; double-strand break repair via homologous recombination; DNA replication. The record is from RefSeq and is a predicted model, not a curated record. Gene Ontology annotation, molecular function: DNA binding. NCBI's taxonomy places the organism in Eukaryota, Fungi, Basidiomycota, Agaricomycetes, Boletales, Suillaceae.